ACAUAAACCAAACACACACACACACGCGCGCAUUGAGCUUGAUAAGCGAUUUACAGUUACACGGGAUCCCAAACCAGCACGCAAUUCAAUUCCCGGCCAAUUGAAGCCAUUAAACGAGAGAGAAACCGAGAGAGAGAGAGGAGGCGACACCACACACACAUACACAAACUGCAACAAGACGCAGCGUUCUUUGUUGCAAAUUACCGUUGGGCCUCCCCACUUCCAUUGGCCCCACCGAUCCACGAUCCGCGAUCCACGAUCCGCCAGCCAGUAGCUUCCAGUCGGCGCUCCGAUGCAGACGUCUCGCUGAGGAAGAAGAAGAAGAAGAAGAAGAGGAAGUGGAAGAACUGGAAAGGAGCACAACCAUGUCGGCGGUGAACCAGAAGGAGAGUCCCAGCCGGGACUCCACUGCCUCCACAUCCGGCCACAUCUCGAUGCUGGCGGACAACACACUGGAAUCGCUAUCGCGGGACUACAGCCUGGGCAGCCUGAACUCCGCCGGGAGCCAGGACGAGUUCUUCCGGUGCCGCGACCAUGCGGACAACAUCCUCAAGCGGAUGCAGCUCUACGUGGAUAGCCAGCAGCUCUGCGAUGUGGUCCUCAUCGCGGGAAUCGAUGGCAAGAGAGUCCCCGCCCACCGCCUGGUGCUAUCGGCGUCCAGCGCCUACUUCUCGGCGAUGUUCACGGGAUCGCUGCGCGAGACGAAGGAGCAGGAGGUGACCCUCGGCGAGGUGCACGGGGAUGCGCUGCAUUUGCUGGUGCAGUACUGCUACACGGGCUUCAUCGAGAUGCGCGAGGACACCGUGGAGACGCUGCUGGCCACCGCCUGUCUGUUGCAGCUGAACGCCGUGGUCACUGCGUGCUGUAACUUCCUGGCCCGCCAGCUGCAUCCAUCCAACUGCCUGGGAUUCGCCUUCUUUGCGGAGCAGCAGAGCUGCACGACGCUGCUGCGUUUGGCGCAGGCCUACACCUGCCAGUACUUCAUGCAGGUGUGCCAGAACCAGGAGUUCUUCCAGCUAAACGCCGACCAGCUGGGCAAGCUGCUGAGCAGCGAUGAUCUCAACGUGCCCUCCGAGCAGGAUGUCUUCCACAGUCUGAUGUCGUGGGUUCGCCACGAUUCCACGGCCCGCGAACAGCACAUCCCGGAGCUAUUGGCCCUCGUCCGGCUGCCCCUGCUCCAGCCCGCUUUCAUCAUGGAUCAUGUGGAGAACGUGUGCCAGGCCAACGAGUGCCAGCAGCUGGUGAUGGAGGCCUUCAAGUGGCAUUUGAUGCCCGAGCGAAGAUCUCGGAUAGCCACCGAGCGGACAACGCCGCGCAAAUCGACGGUGGGCCGCCUGCUGGCCGUCGGCGGCAUGGAUGCCCACAAGGGAGCCAUCAGCAUCGAGAGCUACUGCCCGCGUCUGGACAAGUGGACACCGUGGAAGCACAUGACCGGUCGUCGCCUGCAGUUCGGUGCCGCUGUGAUGGAGGAUAAGCUGAUACUCGUAGGCGGACGCGAUGGCCUGAAGACGCUGAACACCGUGGAGAGCUUGGACCUGAAUACGAUGGCCUGGGCGCCACUCAACGCCAUGGCCACGCCGCGGCAUGGACUGGGCGUGGCGGUGCUGGAGGGACCGCUCUAUGCGGUGGGCGGUCACGACGGCUGGAGCUACCUGAACACGGUGGAGAGAUGGGAUCCCAUUGCCCGCACCUGGAGCUAUGUGGCGCCCAUGUCCUCGAUGCGCUCCACCGCCGGCGUGGCUGUUUUAGGCGGUCGUCUCUAUGCGGUGGGCGGACGCGAUGGCUCCGUCUGCCAUCGCUCCAUCGAGUGCUACGAUCCGCACACCAACAAGUGGAGCCUCCUGGCGCCGAUGAACCGACGACGCGGCGGUGUGGGGGUGACGGUGGCCAAUGGCUUCCUCUACGCCUUGGGUGGCCACGACUGCCCGGCCAGCAAUCCGAUGGUCUGUCGCACGGAGACAGUGGAACGCUACGAUCCAGCCACCGAUACCUGGACACUGAUCUGCUCACUGGCCUUGGGCCGGGAUGCGAUUGGCUGCGCCCUGCUGGGCGAUCGCCUGAUCGUCGUCGGCGGCUACGAUGGCAAUCAUGCGCUGAAGAGCGUCGAGGAGUACGACCCCGUGCGCAACGGAUGGAACGAACUGGCGCCGAUGGCCUUCGCGAGGGCCGGCGCCUGUGUGGUGGCCAUUCCGAAUGUCAUACCGCCGGCGGCCCAACAGCCGCCGCCCAGUGCUACAAAAAAGAAGAAGUGGAAGCCAGUGAGAUUGGAUCCAAUCUGCUAUAAUAGGCGUCCCAGAUCUGUCGAGUUUGUCGACUACUAUAACAUGUAAAUGCAAGACAGACAACAACUAUAAACACUUAAGUCAAGCUACAAAAAACACAAGAAAAACGUAAAAAAAAGAAGAUUUAAAAAAAGAAUCCAAAUAUUACGUAUUAUUUUAUAUUUACACAUAUAUAUAUUUUUACACAAAACAUACACUGCAUAAAUGUAUACACUGGAUAUGUAUUUUUUGUAAUAAAAGCGAAAAU
Drosophila takahashii is the source of this 2529-nucleotide messenger RNA. RefSeq names its product kelch-like protein 5. The record is from RefSeq and is a predicted model, not a curated record. NCBI's taxonomy places the organism in Eukaryota, Metazoa, Arthropoda, Insecta, Diptera, Drosophilidae. Gene Ontology annotation, molecular function: protein binding.